GCCUCCUAUGACAUUACAAGGGUCCCUGGUUAUCGUGCUAUAUAUGAACUGCUAAUCUUCAUAAAGUGUCCAGCUGUCCCGGUUGAUCGGGGAUACUUUGGGUAUCUUAGGUUGCUUCAUCGUUCAGGUGGAUUUUUCGGGUCUUGUUGCCGUCUCAUGAACUGGCCAACUGGGUGCAUUUCGAGAGCUAUUCUAUGGAAUCUUCCAAAAGUGUUCCUGUGUGGUCAGUUUUCCCUAGCUUGGUCAAUUAUGGUCAGCUUGGUUAAUAGGUUCUCUGCUCUUAAUUGCAGGAUGCUAUUUUUUUGGCAUUAUGGCUCCUGCUGCACGUAGCCCCCACUCUACUGAUGCUAGUCGUCCUUAAUGCUCUUGUCUUGAGAGGUGCUCGAUAAAUUUAUACUGAUAAUUCCAGGAUCGACCGUUAGCUGAUUACCUUGUCAACAAACAGUCCAAACCACAUCUAUAUAUCAACCCAGCGUACGGAGGGACCAGACCAGUACCAUUUAGAGUAACUCUACCCCCACUGGGGAACUCGUGACUGCGUGAUGGGUGCAAGCGGGACCAUUGGAGACAGAUAUACGAACACUUGGAAGUGGAAGUGAAACUAGCUUAACAGUCAACAUGUGUGAGUGUGUGUAAAUAUCUAAGAGCCCCACAACGAAAACCGAAGAGGGAUACUAGCGAGUGAAAGGAAUCAGAAUGGAUGAGGGAGGAGGACUCAAGCAUGUAAUGGUAAUGGUGGGGCUUCAGUGCAUAUAUGCAGGGAUUGCUAUCUUCUCAAAGGAAGCAUUCCUGCAAGGCAUGAAGCCUCCGAUCUUUGUUGCUUACCGGCAGGUCAUUACUGCUUUGAUCAUCGUACCUCCUGCCCUUUACAAUAGGAGGAGAAAUUCAUUGAGCUUGUGCUUGGGAUGGAAGAUCUCUGGAUUGACAUUCGCAGCCGCUUUUCUCGGGAUAGCAGUUAACCAGAACGCAUAUUUUGAAGGCCUCAACUUGUCCUCGGCUACCGUAGCCACUGCCAUGGUCAAUCUUCUUCCUGUGUUAAUCUUUGUGAUGGCAACUGCACUAGGAUUGGAGAAGUUUAAUUUCCGGAGCAUGAGAAGCAUGGCAAAAGUUCUCGGGACGGUGGUGUGUGUUGGUGGAGCUGUUUCGAUGGCACUCAUCAAAGGCCCAGAACUGCUGCAGAGCAAAGGAGAAUAUAUGCAGACAAGAACGUUGUUGCAGGGAUUGCAAAUACAGAAUUGGUUACUGGGUUGUCUGAUUCUCUUCGGAGGCUGCUGCUGCUGGUCAUCUUGGCUUAUGCUACAGGUACCAAUAUCAGCAAACUGUCCAGAUGACUUGUAUACAACAGCCUGGACGUGUUUCUUCGGGAUGCUACAAUCUGCAGCUCUUGCACUAGUAUUGGAGAGGGAAUGGGAAGUUUGGAGAAUUAACACAGUUCUUGAAUAUGGUGCUUGCUUGUUCGCAGGUGUGGGAGCUGCAUUCGCAUUCUUCGGUCAAGCCUGGUGCGUUUCACGAAGGGGGCCAGUGUUCACUGCAAUGUUCAACCCUCUGAACACUGUCCUGGCAAUCAUUUUCGCAUACAUAUUUCUCCAUGAAGCACUAUCCGUUGGAAGCUUGUUGGGUGCUGGGGCAGUCAUUGUUGGGCUAUACAUAGUACUGUGGGGAAAGGCCAAAGAUCAGAAGGACACCAAGCAUGAGCAAGAAGAGGUUCCCGCAGGAAUAUCGACAUGUGAUGAUAUUCCCAUCCAAAGCAAUAAUGAUCAUCAAGUCCUUGCAGAUGGAUCACCCAAGAAGACGACGGAGAAGAAUCCCGCUAUGCAUCUGCAAGAACCGUUAUUGUCCUUGCAUCGUCACAACACAUCAAAUCCUGAAGAGCCUUGAGAGCUUCAUUUCCUUGUUUCAAUUGGGCCAGCCAAGUUAUUUUUUCUGAAAACUACGCUAAUGCAUAUCACGGUUCUGUCCUCCAUUAUAACA
Messenger RNA from Punica granatum (pomegranate), 1971 nucleotides. The record is from RefSeq and is a predicted model, not a curated record. Lineage: Eukaryota; Viridiplantae; Streptophyta; Magnoliopsida; Myrtales; Lythraceae.